UGUUUGUGUCUGCUGUUUGUGUGUUGCAUAGCCGAGAGAAGAUGGAAAGGAGUAUCCGCAGCUAGCCAAGGAGGCUGGUCGCGAUGCCUUGCUCGAUGCUGGUCUGGAGUUUGAGCAAGUACAGCAGGCAGUGACAGGUUACGUGUUUGGUGAAUCAACGAAAGGUCAGCGUGCCGUGUAUGAGCUUGGCAUGACCGGAAUUCCCGUCUACAAUACUAACAACAACUGUGCCACAGGUUCAACGGCGUUAUAUCUCGCACAACAGCUGGUGGUCGGUGGCCAGGCCGAAUGUGUAAUGGCGCUCGGUUUUGAGAAAAUGCAGAAAGGAGCUCUACAGAUGGAAAGUAAUGGUGUAAAUCCUCUUGGUGUGCACAUCUCGUCAUUAGCAAACUUUGGUGGUUCACCCAUUACCCCAGUAACGCCGUGGAUGUUCGGUCUCGCUGCCAGAGAACAUAUGAAACAGUAUGGCACUACGAAAGAGCAGUUUGCACGUGUAGCCGAAAAGAAUCACAGACACUCAGCGAAUAAUCCCCGUGCUCAGUUCCAGAAGGUCUACACCCUGGAGGAGAUCAUGGAGUCCAAGGAGAUCUUCGACCCGCUCACGAAACUACAAUGUAGCCCUACAUCUGAUGGUGCAGCUGCAGCCAUUGUGUGUAGUAAGGACUUCGUCAAAGCACAUAACCUCGAAGACACGGCAGUCGAAAUCUCCGCCAUGAAGAUGGCAACGGACGUGACGAAAUCCUUCGAGAGUGCAUCAGGUAUCUGCGGCUAUCACAUGACGCAGAAAGCGACGCGGGAUGCUCUCGCCGAGGCCGAUGUCAAGGUGGAAGAUGUACAGGUCGUUGAGCUCCACGACUGCUUCUCUUCUAAUGAGCUGAUAACAUAUGAAGCGCUGGGUCUGUGCGGGGACGGCGAAGGUGGUAAACUGAUCGAUGAAGGCCAAGUUACGUUCGGUGGAAAGUGGGUCGUCAACCCAAGUGGCGGUCUCAUAUCUAAAGGACAUCCUCUUGGUGCUACCGGCUUGGCACAGUGUGCGGAGAUCUGCUGGCAGCUUCGUAAGGACGAGGAGGUGGAGAACAGACAAGUUGAAGGCGCUACCGUUGGCCUGCAGCACAACCUUGGACUUGGCGGUGCCUGCGUCGUAGGUGUCUACAAAAGAUAAACCCGCUCGUUGCCAUCACUCUAUCGUCGUUUCUGAACAAUUCUCAACCUAGCCCAUCACAGGCACAUGGAGAUUUAGUCCGCACGAGCGAGGCGAGGCAUAGUUCAGUGUGAUUUUUUAACGGGGUAGUUUUCUCACUCUCUCCCCACGAUCCCGCCCGCCGUAGCAGCCAGGUGGACUUCACGUGGCAGUCCACUGGAGUGGGCAUUGGCCUGCUCUGCCGCCAGUAUUGUCACCAUGACAACAUGGCGUUGCAUGACAACGAGUCACUGCGUUACUGCUCGUGGCCGAACCACUUUGACAACUGGAUCACAUGCCUUUUCUGCGCUGCAGUCCCCCAACCCAGUGUGUUCUUGUGCGUGCGCGCGUGUCUACGUGGGUGUGUGUGGGUGUGCGCACGCGCCCCCGUCUGUGUAUAUGUGUGUUAGCGUGCGUGCUGUAGAACGUUCUAGUUUCGUCAUCACUGGCACUUUUGCAGUGUUUAUGUACAUGUUCGGUGUAGAGCUGUUCGGUGUAGGGCUGCCGAUCUCCUGGCACUCAUCACAGCCCGCUGCAUGCUUAACCAGUUUUUGCAACAUUCUUACCUGUAGUUCGCUGUACGUACAGCGACCAUUGGCCUAAUGUGUGUUCGUUGUACAGCAGUUGUUUGGGGCACACAGUAUGCGUGCUGUCUGGCGUUUUCUUUGCUAGGAUUAUCGGUUCAACAGAUUUAGAUUUUCACUGGAAUACUUCUUUUGUGCAAUCAUGCUUCCUCGUU
Sycon ciliatum is the source of this 1919-nucleotide messenger RNA. RefSeq names its product sterol carrier protein 2-like. Bases 191 to 1162 code for a protein of 323 amino acids. The transcript has 12 exons. NCBI's taxonomy places the organism in Eukaryota, Metazoa, Porifera, Calcarea, Leucosolenida, Sycettidae. Gene Ontology annotation, molecular function: acyltransferase activity, transferring groups other than amino-acyl groups. The record is from RefSeq and is a predicted model, not a curated record.